CACUUCACAGAGUUCCUGGAUGAGUUUUCGCCUGAUGUCCUAGGACAGCUCUUGAAUGAUCCCUUCUUGUCUGAGAAGAAUGAAAUAAUGGAGGUGGAACUGUCACCGGCAUCACCAGCACCCCUCAUCCAGGCAGAACACAGCUACUCCCUCUGUGGGGACUCUCGACCCCAGUCUCCCUUGACCCACAUCUCAACCGAUGACAACUUUAAUGAAGGUGACCUGGAAAAUGAGGAAUGGUGUCUGGGUACAGAGCUGACUCCAGCAGCAAUAAAGACUGAGCCAGUGUUGUGCGAGACAUCUUGCCUUGCUCCCUCAGUCAGUCUCACUGUCACGUCCACGUCGCUGGAGGGGGAACAACCUGACCUACAGACGGAUGCCCUGAUGAAACCACUGAGCCAGAAAGUUCUUCCAGAGAUUAAAUUGGAGCCCCAUGAAGUGGAUCAGUUCCUGAACCUCUCUUCUAAGGAAGUGGAUCCCCUGCAUUUGCCUCCAACCCCUCCCAGCAGCCAUGGCAGUGACUCUGAAGGAGGUCAGAGCCCAGCUAGAUCACUCCCUCCUUCAAGCCCAAUCCAGCUACAAGCCACGGCUAAAGUGACAUCGCGCACAGCUUCAGCACUCUCCAAUUCGCCUCUCCUGACUGCACCACAUAAAUUACAGGGGACCGGCCCACUCAUCCUGACAGAGGAGGAGAAGAGGACACUGAUAGCAGAGGGGUACCCAAUCCCUACCAAAUUGCCCCUGACAAAAGCAGAGGAGAAAGUGCUGAAGAAAAUCCGCAGGAAAAUAAAGAACAAGAUCUCUGCCCAGGAAAGUAGAAGAAAAAAGAAAGAAUACAUGGACAGUCUGGAAAAAAAAGUUGAGACUUGUUCAAAUGAAAAUAGUGAGCUGCGUAAGAAGGUUGAAGUCCUGGAGAAUACUAACAGAACACUUCUGCAGCAGUUGCAGAGACUCCAAGCCAUGGUUGCUGGGAAAGUGUCCCGUUCGUGUAAGGCAGCUAGCACACAGACAGGGACCUGUCUUAUGAUGGUGGUGCUGUGCUUUGCAGUAGUUUUUGGCAGCUUCUCUCAGAGCUAUGGGCCAUAUCCUUCUGCUACAAAGAUGGUGUUGCCCAGGCAGCAUUCCUCGCCAGAGUCCUACACAGACUCCAUUGUGAGGUCAAGGAGUCUGCUAAUUUAUGAAGAGCCUCACCAACUGGAGGAGUCGUCAGGCCCGAUAUCCUUUGCAGAUCGCAAUGAUAGGCAAGCAGACAACUCCAAGUACACAGCGCUGUCCCUGGAAGCCAUGCCAGGGACACAGCAGGAUGACAUCAUGCAGUUCACAAUAGCCAACGAGACAAGGCUAGAGAAGUCAGUGCUGCUGGGCCUGCAGCAGCACAGAGUGAACUCCGAACUAGAAGGAAAUGAAACACUGAAGAUAAUUGAAAUAGAUAGAAGAGUCAAUGCCACCUCUUAAAAAUAAAAAAAGCCUUUUUUCUUGACUUCCCUCUUUCCUACAUAUUUUCAGCCAAAGUACCCUGACUUGUCAUCCUCAGUGAACCAAAGCACAAAAGAGAGGGAGUUCAACUUCUGCAUUGACUGGUGAGGAUGUGACUGCAGAUGGGAUCUCUUGCCUUUGUAACUCCCUUCCUCACUUCACACACAGUCCCUGUCUUUGCUUUUAUUCCUUUCCUGUCUGAUUACUGCAAGGGCAGGAUUGAAUUAUGAUGGCAGAUGAUGCCAGCAGUGUGCCGGUGACUGGUGGGUGUGUGUGCAUGCAGGCACACAUCCUAAUCUGAGCACAAAGACAUUCUGUAGAAGAGUGGAAUAUGCAAAACUGAUGGGAGCAUGUGGG
Molecule: messenger RNA, 1833 nt
Organism: Phaethon lepturus (White-tailed tropicbird)
Lineage: Eukaryota; Metazoa; Chordata; Aves; Phaethontiformes; Phaethontidae
Gene: CREB3L2
Product: cAMP responsive element binding protein 3-like 2
Exons: 11
Biological process (GO): regulation of transcription by RNA polymerase II
Molecular function (GO): DNA-binding transcription factor activity, RNA polymerase II-specific; cAMP response element binding
Source: RefSeq, a predicted model, not a curated record